AUGACCAAGCGUGUCCUCACCGCCUUCGAAGCUUCCUGGGGACGAUGUCGAAGGCUGUUUCUGCUACUCUGCAGCGUUGUACCCGCGACGGGCCAGGUUACCUCACGGACAGUCUUUGCCGUGCAGUUUGACGUGUCUGUUGAUCCAAAUGCGGCCACGCCGCAAGAGUACUUCACUGCCCUGCAGGAAGCUUUCGCUGACGCGGCCACUGUUUCAGGUGGGGAUGCUGGAGACGGCACAGGCUCGGGCGGCGACAUCACAGGGGGUGGCAUCGGUGGAAUUGGUGGGCUUGGCUCGCAGUUCGUGCCGCGUUUUGAGGAGGGCUCCUUCUUGGCACAGGUGGCCUUCACAGACAACUCGCUGACAGAGGCAGUGACGAUGAAAGUGUGCGACAUGGAGCCUUUCUGGGAGAAGGGCCAGACGGUCUACGACCUACGGGAGUGCCGGCUGAGUCCAGUGAAGUUAAUCGUCUGGUCCUUGAUCCCUGCAGUCACCCUGUCCUGUGGAUCUUUAGGUUUCUGGAGCUGGCAGCGGAACGUCCGCGGCCGCGGCAAGGAGACCCAGAUCGGGACCCUGGUGGGCAUCGGUGUAGCUUUCCUCAGCGUGGGCUACGACUGGUUUUUCAGCUGGACACUUUGGAGGAACCCCGUGGGAGAUUUUCAGCAGCGGGUCUAUGAGGUGGGCUUGGUGUGUCUCGCAAGCGGGAUCGUGAUUAACUUCCUGGCCGUGCACUUCUGGUUCCGUCGCAAAUUCCUGGUCUCCAUGCCGUGGUAUGAGUAUCACAAGCACGGUCUGGGUCUGCACAUCAUCUUCCUCUUGAUGUAUGCCAAUCCACAAGCGUGUUUUCUCUUCACCUGCAGGCUCUUUGACGUCGACUUGUUCAACAUACACUUCGGAACACCGAGCAAGAUGAACGAGGUGUUGUCCCGAAUCGGCUGCUUAUCGUUGUUGAGCGACAUGCCCCUGCUGGUCCUGAAGACACUCGUGUAUUUUUUAGAUGCCACUGGCAUUCAGGCCCCGAAGGUCACACGAGUUUCCAUGGGCGUGACGGUGAUCCACCUGGCGCUGGCUCGGGACUUGGAAGGACAACAAUGCUGCACGCAACGCUUUUGCGAGUUCGUCUUUGUGGUAGUUCUUGUCCGUGAUCGCAAGCUCAUUGCACUUAUCGAGUUGGCCUGGGAAGUAGUGGCUCUCCAGAUGCAGAAUUGGGAGCAGCCGCUGGAGGAGUUUUUCGAUGCCUUGCAAGAGGACGUCGAACGGGCGACGCUGGAAACGUGCCAAAGAAGUGGGCCCACGUUCGUGACGCCGGUCCUUCGGCCGCGUCCAGGACCCUUGCCGUCUGCGCCGUCGAUCCUCAGCUCUUUCUCACGGAAUUCAUCGUGCUCGUCGGUGUAUCACGACGCCCUGUCGGAGUGGGAGUUGGAUGCGCCGGUGAAGGCGCCCCCUGCGCUGGGGUGGCGAGCCCCACAGUUACUGAUCCACUGCAAGGAACCCUUGAGCGUGCUGCUCUCCUUUUUGACCAUGGGUUUCUGCCUCUGCCACGGCGACUGGUAUCGAGGGCCACGGGAAGCGGAGCGGCUUCCGACAUUGUUGAUGGCCUGCUUCCUUGGUGCCGUCGUUGCGUCCUUCCUCCCACUGCGCCCGCGGCGGCUCGCGGCCGGGGCAGCAGCCGUGCUCCUUGCGCGUCGCCCGCGGCGAACAGGGCUGUGGCCAUACUCUUUGCUGCUGGACUGGGCCACUGCAGGCAUCGCUGUCAGCAGUGUCCUCUCCUCAGCAGUGGAAGCGGCGCCCGUGCGUCGGCCAGGCUGGCUUGGAUUCCAGCUCGCUCUGGGCCUCUCCGCGGCUCUGUGGGGUCUGCAACUGGCAACAUCCCUUCGGCCUACCAUGCUCCCGGCGGCCACCUUUUUCGUCCUGGCUCUGCAUUUGUUGUUCCAGCUGUUUCUGGAAGGCCCAAAGAUUGCGGCCAAGCAGGAAUCUUUUGCUGAGAAGGACUCGCUGCUGCAAGAUUGCAAGAGGAUGGGCCAACAAGUUUUGCACGCCGCUCAGGAGCCUUGGUUCCUUGCCGCGUUGCUGGCAGCGACAGCCCUCGGUGUAGGUGGGCGCCACCUGGGAGGUCUGGAAGCUUUGACCUUGUCAACGGGAGACCCGCCACAGCUGGCCAUCGUGUUACUGCUGUCACUGGCUACUCUUCCAGGCUUCCUUGCGGCGGCAAGCUAUGCUGCAGACUGGAGUGAAGCUCGGAGCUUGAGGUGGAGCUUUGUAGCCAUUGGAGUGGGCUUCAGCUUGCUCCACCCAGGUCCCGUGCCCGGUGAGGGCGAAGAAGGCGCAGGUGAGUGGGCACACCUCACCGAUGGGACCCUCACGGCUUCAGCAGUUGGUCGCGGCUUGUUGCUCCACCUGCUGUUCGCAUCCUUUGCACAGGCACUGGCAUGCAUCGUGCGCUGCUGCCUGGGGUCGACGCCGCAGGGACACAUGCCAGCGAAGCCGAUUGCAUGGAGACCGGUGGCUCUCGCUCUCGCCCUGUGUGCUUUCAGUGCGGAUGCCGCAUCAACCUGGAUGUUUGACUCGCGCUCACGCUGGCUCACUGUGGCCUCUGUCAACAUUCUGGCGGCGCUGGCCUGCACGAGCUUUCCCCAGCAGCGGAGGCGCCCACCGCUCUCGGAAUGGGCCGAAGGCUAUGCAGGGCUCCGUGAUCUCCGCCCUGGGCGCCCUGGGCGGCCCGGCCGACCCCUGGACCUGCGCGACUCACGCGACUCGCGCCUGCGCGGCGCCGGUGUGCUCGUGGGGGGGCUGAGGCGGCUGAGCGCCCGGCUUCUGCAGCCCUCUGUCUCCGAGGAGGCACAGGACCCAGCCUUUGUGAACUAUCUUCUGGCCGAGUUCUGGCCAAGCCUGCGUGGGAUGCUCGAGGAGGAUAUCAUGAAGGGCGAAGUCCAGCAAGUUUUGCAAGAGACCGUUACGGCCGCCUUGAAGUUCGACCGAAUCUGUCUUGGCCCGCAGCCUCCCAGAGUGCUGUCCCUGUCAACAGUACCAGCCACCACGACUGAACGGGCCAUUACUUUUGUGGCCGACGUCGAGUUCUGUGGCAAGGACGUUGACCUGACCUUGAGCCUCACGCUGGGAAGGCUGGUCGGACUGUCGGUCAGCGUCAACCGGCUCUCUCUUCGAGGAUCGCUGUUUCUGUCCUUUCGGCACCUGACCCCGCACCUCCCGUUGACCCAGGGCCUCACCAUCACCUUCGUGAACCCGCCAGCAGUGGACCUGAGCCUGAGCACCCCGGCCGGUUCACUGCCCUUCCUGCCGGAACGUGCUCGCCAGGCCUUAAUCUCUUUGGUCGAGUCCACCAUUGCGCGAGACCUGGUGUUGCCGAACCGCCUGCCUCUGCCUUUUGGGACGCUGUGGCCCCUGGAGCGACUGCAGCAUGCCCGCCCAGAGGGCGUGCUCUUCUGUCGAGUGCUCGGCGCUUGUGGCGUUGCGUCGGAGAGAAACAGCUUUGGUGCAGAACGUGCUGUCCGUUGUUGCCUAUCUCUGGGUGCAGCCAACUGGAGAUCCGCUGCUGCGCACAGUGAGGAUGGUGACCUGAUCUGGGACGAGCAGCCCACUUUUGUGGUGGAUGCCUUCGCAAGCCAGGAGCUGAGGGUCGCUCUCCAUGAGUGCCACACCUUCAGCAGCGAUCGGCAGACGGGGCAAGUGAAGGCGCUGCCGCUGCGGGAGCUGGUCGAGCGCAGCAAGUAUCAGCACAUGCCAAGCUGGGCCCUGCAGGCUUCCGCGGCCAUGGCUGCGGCGACCCCGGGAAGCCCACAGAUCCUUCUCUCCGCUACGUUUUGCACACUUUCACGGCAGCGUGCCGCCUUUGACGAAAAGCUGGGAUCGUUGGUGAUGAUCACUGUCGACUGCGCCCGGCGCAUCCCAGACACCUUUGCUGACCGGCGCCUGGCGGUAAGAGCGUUCCUUGUGCCCCAUGGUGGAUGCCCGGCCAGCGGUGAUCGUCCAGCGAUCCAAAGCUACUCUCUCCGAGCUUCGUAUGUUCUCCCGCUUCAUGCAGCCACUGGGAUUCUUGAGCGACUUCUCCUCUGCAAUUUUUCUGGCGCUUCGCCUGUCGGCACAGACUCUUCAGAGGAGGAAACGAAUGGGACAAAGCCGUUCCAGGGCUAUUUGAAGUCAGAGGAGGCUCGAUGGCGAGAUCGGCUCAGUAACCUCUGGGCCUUGUUGGGAGCCGAUGGCCGAGAACUUGCUGAAUGGCUGGACUCAGACCGAGCGGGUUGCAUCAAGUCGCUUGCGCUCAUCCUAGAUCUGCCGGUUUGGGCAGAGCAGCGCUUGGGCGAGGUCAUGGACGAGAUGCGCCAAAACCAGGCUCCCCGCCGCGCGUGGGCCCGGCGAAGGGGCGCAGCAGAGGCUCCUGUGACUCGGGCCCUGGAAUGUUGCUGGCGCCAGCAACUCCGCUUGGUUUCUUCCAGUCCGCAGGACCAAGUGCUCCGGCUUGAAGUCUGCAACGUCGACCAGCGGAGUGAGCCGAAGGUCCUCGGAGUGUGGUCGACCCCCCUGGCCGAGAUCCUCCAGACCUUUGGCAAAGCUUGGCGCGGUAGAUGGUGGCAGUCUAGGACAUUGAUCUGCCGAGCCCAGCGGAAGCGAUCCGACAACUCGGCAGCCGCGGAUGACGGUGCCGAUGAAGUCUUAUCCGCUGUGUCUUGGAUAUUGGAUGUGGACACCACCGAGGUCACCUGGGCAGAUGUGGGCAGAUUUGGGGCAUAUGUGGGCACACAACAGCAGUUUGAUCGUGGAGCCCUUCUCCUUGCAUUUGAAACUUGCCCCUCGGCGGAAGAGGCUGAUGUCGAGGUUCUGAAGCGCCAGUACGUGUCGUCUGUGGAAAGGCAGUGGUACCAGGAGAUCGUCCGAAUGGCAGGCGUCCGGCGCCUCACUACAUACGGGGGUGCUUCCCGCUGGCUGAAGUUUCAGAAGCGGCCCAGUGCAGCUGCAGAUCUACAGGGGGCUGGGAGUUCGCAGCAGCAGCUCUUCCUGGCCUGGAUGCAGUCUAUGGGCCGGCGGCAGGAAAGCAUCUUUCAAGAUGCCGCCUCCAAGCCUCCGCCUCGAAGUGCAGAUGAAGAUGAGCUUAGCGACGACUCAGAGGACGCGGAGUCCCUGGAGUCCCUUUCGGAGGACUCCGAGGAAUCCGAGGAGCCCGCCGGUCCGAAAGGUUCGAGUGCUGCCGGCACGGCCCAGCCCUCCAGGCGCUCCGAGCACGUGCCAAAGGAUGGCAGUGAUUUCGAGGAGCAGGUGGAGCUUCAGUCGCACCGUGCCGGCGUUCGACCGGGCCGCGAGGAGAGAGCCAUGCAUCGGCGAGGUCUUGGCUCCAAAGAGCCCGAGAUCUUGGGCUACGCGCGCCAGGUGGCCGAUGAGGUAGGACAGUCCGACGGCGUUUCCGUGUCUGACAUCAUGAUGUUCGCGAAGAGGGUCGCAGCAAAUCCAUCGGAGAGUGGCGUUGUCACCGAAAGCUUUGGAGUUGAUGGCUUCGACAUGUUCAGCGACAACUCGCUCGGCGGCUCUGCGCUGCUGCGCUUCGCGCGGGGAGUGGCGCAGCGUGGGGACCUAUCAGCUGCUGGAACCUCUGCGGCGGAAAGUGACGUACUGGCCUUCGCCCGCAAGGUAGCCCAGCAGGCGUCCGAGAGCGGUGUAGGGACUGGCAUCACGGAGGGCACCGACAUCAUGGCCUUUGCGAGAAAGGCCGCACGAGCAGUUUCAGAGUCUGGCGUCAGUCAAGGUGCCAGCGAGUCGGACGUGCUGGCUUUUGCGCGCAAGGCAGCCAUGGAGAUCUCCCAGUCCGGGGUGGGUGCCAAUGACUCCGACAUCCUCAGCUUCGCUCGAAAGGCUGCCGAGGAUGUCUCCAAGUCCGGUGCUGUCAGUGAGACCAGCGUCCUUGCUUUCGCGCGGCAGGUGGCAAAUGGCUUGCACAGCGAGGUGACCGAGACCAGCGCAGCAACGUCAAGGUCUGAUUUCUUGGCCUUUGCCCGGCGAGCUGCGCAGGACGUCUCCAAGUCUGGAGCGGCCAGCAGCGUCGCUUCAGGUGCCGAGUCCGACAUGUACAUGUUCGCCCAACGGGUUGCUGGUGACGUCUCUCAAAGCGGUGUCCACACAGCAUCCGAGGCUACCAGCAACGUGCACGAGUCCGACAUCUUCGCAGUCGCCCAGAGACACGCUGGACUGCAAGUUCCAGCUUCUCACGCGCCUGGAAAACCCGCCUCGAGCAUCGCAAGCGAGUCUGACAUCCUGCAGUUCGCCCAGAAGGUGGCCAGGGACGUUUCGGAAGCUGGCUUCAGCCGCACAUCCGAGGCUUCCGAUGCGCUUCUGGCUUCGCGCAGCGGUGACGAGUCUGCUUCAGACGUGCUGGCUUUUGCCCGAAGGGCAGCGCAAGCUGUGGGGUCGUCAACAGUUCCAAGCGAGGACCUCUUCGUUGCGGCCCGGCGUGUGAUUCCAGAAGGCUCCUCCGUGUCUGGGCUGGACCUUUUUGCAGUUGCGAGGACGGCAGCAGACCAGGUCUCUCGCUCAGGCGUGCAGUCCGCAUCGGUUGCAGGAGGGAGUGGUGUGGCCGACAUCUUCGCCCAUGUCGAGUCUUCGCGCUCCGGGGCGGGCUCCGACAUCUUUGCGGUGGCGCGCAAGACAGCAGCUCAGGUCUCGGACGCCGGCCUCUCUGUCCCAGGCAGCCUGGCAGGCGGCAUUGGUGAUCUGUUCACCCACGCGGAGUCCGCCUCUGGGGUGUCCGACGACUUGGACAUCUUCGCAGCGGCGCGUGGGGCGGCAGAGCAGGUUUCCCGCUCUGGCGUUCAAUCAGCAAUGUCUGUGGGGCUCAGCGCAGGUGGCAUGCGCGACCUCUUCGCUCCAGUGCGUGCCAUCCCGCCCGAGGACGACGAGGACUCCGACCUUCUUGCAGCCGCGCACAGCGCGGCCGACGUGGUCUCUUCGGGUGUUUCCAGCAGCGCAGUUUCUGCACCGAUCCGUGGGCAUUUGGGCGACCUCUUUGCCAACAAGGCACGCGGACAAGUCAAAGAGCCUGUGGCUCCGCCGAAGCCCAGCGAGGGCUCGGAGUCAGGCAGCGAUCUUCUCGGCUUGGCCAAGGGCGUGGCUGCCGAGGUCUCCCGGUCCGGCAUUCAAUCGGCGGUGCGUUCCGGCCUCGCCCCAGGUGGCAUGCGCGACCUCUUUGCGCCGGUGCGUGUUGCCCCGCCGGAGGAUUCGGAGGGUGGCUCCGACCUCCUGGCCGCAGCGCAAAGCGCGGCUGACGCGGUCUCCUCCGGCGUUGCCAGCAGUGCAGUAUCCGCGCCGAAAGGCGGACGUCUCGGGGACCUCUUCGCUCCCAGCAAGGUACGAGGAAAGGCCCCCAUGCCACCGCCGAAGCCGGGCGAGGGCUCGGAAUCUGGCAGCGACCUCCUGGGUUUCGCCAAGGGUGCAGCCGCGGAGGUCUCCCGGUCUGGCGUCCAAUCGGCAAUGUCUGGGCUGGGCGCAGGUGGAAUGCGGCAUUUGUUUGCACCGCCUGCGAGAUCGCGGGCUGCCCCGCCGGAGGAUUCGGAGGGUGGCUCCGACCUCCUGGCCGCAGCGCAAAGCGCGGCUGACGCGGUCUCCUCCGGCGUUGCCAGCAGUGCAGUAUCCGCGCCGAAAGGCGGACGUCUCGGGGACCUCUUUGCUCCCAGCAAGGCCCAUGGUGCCCGCAGCCGUGGCGUGGACGUUGAGGCGGCACCUCAGCGAAGGCGCACCGAGGCCGCUGGCCAGCACCAGAGUGCACCCCCCAGAAGCCAGCCGCCGUGGGCACUUGACAAGGAUGCAGCUCCCUCCCGUGUUUCCCGAUCUGGGGAUUCAGGAACUCCCCUGGCGCCGCUUCCGGUUCCCCCCCCACGUGUAGCCCAAGCCCGGCCGCCCGAGCCACCGGACCCGCCGCCUCUGCCGAACCGGACAUUUCUCACGGACCCCCACGACCUGAACGGCACCGAAGACGGCGAAGUGGCUGAAACCUUCGAGGCCUCUCAACCUGGCGUGCUGUCGCCUCGCACUGCAAACCCGAAGGCUGUCACGGAGCUGUUUGUGCCAAGCCGAGCAGCGUCGGCGAGAUCUGCAAAGGAAGAUCGGGACUACAAACGAAAGCAUUGCCGCGUGGGCACAGAGGCGCCGCUGCGACCCACAGGCGCAGCCUCAGGCGCUGACGUUCCACGGACUCCGGCACAGGGAGGAGAUGAGAGCCAGAGCUGA
This is a messenger RNA of Symbiodinium natans, 8229 nucleotides long. The record is from the annotation of a GenBank genome assembly. NCBI's taxonomy places the organism in Eukaryota, Dinophyceae, Suessiales, Symbiodiniaceae.